This is a messenger RNA of Helicoverpa zea (corn earworm), 1013 nucleotides long. RefSeq lists its product as uncharacterized. NCBI's taxonomy places the organism in Eukaryota, Metazoa, Arthropoda, Insecta, Lepidoptera, Noctuidae. Gene Ontology annotation, biological process: protein insertion into mitochondrial inner membrane from matrix; inner mitochondrial membrane organization. The transcript has 5 exons. Gene Ontology annotation, cellular component: mitochondrial inner membrane. The coding region runs from base 210 to 938 and encodes 242 amino acids. Gene Ontology annotation, molecular function: ribosome binding. The record is from RefSeq and is a predicted model, not a curated record.
GGUCUUCAAUUCUUAACCAAUAGACACACACACAUUCAAUUCCGACCAAUGAAAGCUUAUCUGAUACUAUUUAAAAAACAGGACCGAUCCUCCUGAAAAUACUUUGCUUACUUGUGUGUGUGUAGGAAAGUUGUAUUCAUUUGAAUGUUUUACGUUUCAUUUUCACGUAGUAAAUAGAAUAAUUUAACCACAAAAAUAUAGUAGGAAAUAUGAAUUUAGCUGUAAGGCAGGUGCUGACGAGGCAAUCUUUCAGAUUAUGUGACAGAUUUGCCCAUAAAACUUUACCGAAACAGAUUCCUAUAACCUCAACAUGUCCUGUUAUACAAUUACGAAAUUACUGCGAAGAGCGGCUGGAGACUCGCAGACUGCCGCAGCUUAUGGAAUUCCCGCCUAUCAUGUGGCCUUCUUUCUUCAAAUUCGUAAAGAAUUGGAUGUUUGCUAACUUCAUCAUCAGACCUUAUUUUGAACCAGAAUUCAGCCUGAAUGAGUUCAUCGAAGCUUCAAAACAUGCCGUUCAGGUUGUUUCAGAUGGUCUACAAAAGAGUGACUUUAAGUCCCUAGAAGGCCUAGUAGAUAAGGAAGCCAUUGAUGUGCUGAAAUCUGCAAUUUCAAAGCUUUCUGUAACGCAGAGGCAGCUGUUAUCUAUUGAAAAGGAGGACAUUUUCUAUGCUUUUCCUUACCAGAUUGGAGUAAUGUUUGAUGAUGCAGACAAGCGCUGGGUAGAAAUCACGAUGUGUUAUCAUGUGUUCAGAGGGCUGAAACAUUUGAAGGAAGCUGGUGAUCUACCCCCUAUAACUGUCGGGGUGCAACCAGAGUACCAAGACAAGAUAUUCAUACUAAACUACAGAUUCAUAAGAGAGUUCACUAAAGGCGUGGAAGACAGUUGGUGGAUAAACAUUGUGAACCACUUCCAGCCACAAACGCUUAUAAAGAAAUAAUAUUUUUGAUGUCCUUGCUAAUUGCUAAUUUCGAAGCUUCCAUUGUUGUACAAUAAAUGCAGUUAAUUGUUAGUA